UGUACGCUAGUGUAUUGAUUUUAGCGUUGUUUAUUCAGUGUUUAAAGAUCGAUGAUAAUCUUACAUAUGGACUUUGAUAAGUUUUUUGUGCAUAUUAAAUUACAAGUGCAAUUCUAUUUGAUCAUUAAAGGUAUCUUAUUUUACGUAAUGGAUGAUCAAGGUGCAGAUAUUAACAUAUCUCAGCGAUUUCCACCACUGCCAGAUGGAAAACGUUACCAUUUCUUUAUUGUAGCGGCAGACGAGGAUCGUCACAAGGUUUCUGACAUUGUUUCUCAUCUUAGAGAAAGUUUUCAGUUGAAGUGUUUGUUUGAAGCAGAGGAUUGUAAACCUGGACAAGAUAAGUUUGAGUUCAUGAAAAAUGGAAUGAUGCAGUCAGUAAAAGUUGUUUUAUUUCUGUCAAAGUCGUUUGCAAAGGACGAAAUGUGUAGAUAUCAACGUAGAAUUGCUGUAGCCGCUUCAGUGGAUGCGAGAAUCCAGUGUAUUGUUCCAGUACUGCUUGAAGAAGUUGAUGACGACGACGAAACAUCCAUUAUUUCAAAUUUGACGUUUGUUAACGCAGAGAGCUCAGAAACUACUGAUGUUUCAAGAAAAAUUGCAGAAUCUGUUGCAUGUUCAGAUUUGUAUGCCACAAUGUUUCCAGGUGAAUGCACAAAUGUAUUUGCAAGGUUUGAAAAUGGCUACAGCGUUGAAAUUCCUGUACGGAGAGACAAACUGCGGUGCAAUAGGCCUGCUAGAUAUAGAUUCCGGGUUGACAGAGAAGUACUGAACUUGCUUAAAGACAGCCAAAUGAAGGUUCCCGAAAACUUAUUAAAGGAUAUUGUGAAGUUUGUGAACAAGGAAAGCAUUAUGAAAUACUAUGACUGUUUAAAGAAACGGAAUAUCUGUUGCUGGGGAUUUUUCCUAAUGAUGCCAAUUUGUCUAUUGUUUGGCGUUAUGAUAUCAUUGAUUGUCAUUCUUUCGACUUGCUCACAAGAUAGACCAGACCCUGAGACGUUUGUCUUCGAUUUCAGUGGAAUAUUAUUAUUAUUAGGUGGAGUGGUUGCUGAAGUACAUUCAACUGUGUUGAUUGCAAUGAUAUUGGCCGUUCCAAAGCUAUGCCACCGUGAAAAGAAAGACAUUGCCCCCCAAACAAAAAUAUGCAGCCGAUUCUUAAGAAGAUGCAUUGAAAAUGACAUCAUUAUUGUCUUCAGUGGAAGGAAAGACCGCCGUCCCAGUCUUCGUGUGGUUCGAUAUAAUUUCGGAAAAUGUCGGGGCAAACCCAUUACUUUAUCUGGGGAUCAAACGCCGCUUUUCAUGGAAUUACACGCCUCAACACGUGUAUCAUUGAAGGUUCCACGUGCACCGCCGUUUGAAUACAUCUGCGGAUGUCUCUAAAUUGCUUUUUGUACUUAUCACAUGUGUAAAUGUUGAGUUCUGCUCAACCCGGGGCUAGAGGGCGUCCACUACCGUCCAUGAACAGGCUCAAUCAAACCGAGUCUGCAACAUUUUUGUUUCUGUCGUGUUGAGCGACAUGUGAAGUUUCCGCUUUUUCUAUUUAGGUAAGUAUGAAAAUGGGGAAGAAAUGCAACCUUUUAUAAUCAGUAAUGUAUAUAGAAAAGUAAUAUUUGUAGGAAAUUGAUAUAUUUCUAUUACAUUAUUGACUCAGCUAUAAAUCAGUUUCUAUUCUUUUUUAUUUGUUCAAAAUUUUAUAAGGAUUAGCGACACCUGUGUUAGUAUAGUGUUGAAAAAGCCAUAGAGCUUGUAUGUAAUAUUUGAAUUGAAUUGUUAAAAAAAUUAUACGCCACCGAAACAAAUGUCGUAUCCAAGGUAGUUCUGUUCUGUAGUGACGUUUAGAACAGUUUUAGAACGGGAUACAGAAUAUUUAUUGUAAUGCGUCCGCCAACAGAAGCCUUUCUUGGAUAAACAUAUGGUUAAUCAGGUUGAGCACCAACCUUAUUCUCCUGGCCUGUGUCCCUUUGACUUUUCCCUACUUCCCUUGCUAAAGAAAAUGCUUAUAGGUAAAUAUAAUGCCAUUGGAAGUGACCUUGGUUUUGUUUUUUUACAAUAUAUAAACAACAUAUCAAUCAUAUCAAGGGGAGACUACUUUGCAACCUUUAGGUCAUGGAUAAGAAGAUAAGUGUAAUUCCUAUACAGGGAUGGCUUGAAAACUGUCUUAAUCUGAUUGAUACUUUAGACAUACGAAGACCAAUGACAGAAUUUAUUUAAUCACACCCGUAAAAACAUGUUGCGAGUCUUGUUUUUCCCUCUUGUUUUCCGUCUAUGGUUCUAUGAAAACUUUACUGAUUGCCUCCUUUUGAUCUUCAGGCUAGUUUUCCUAGUUAUGUUGCGAAAUGUUUCAAGCCAAACCUGUUUGAGAUGUGGAAGUCUGGUGAGCGAUACUAGUAUAGUGUUAUCGUGGUCCCUUGUUCUACAUUUAUCUCUCUGCAGGCCGCAAAAUCUAAUCUGUCCCCAGGGUUGAAAAUUAUGUCUUUCUGUACAUAAUGUAUUUGUCCAUCAGUUUAUUAUAGUAUUUAUGAACUGUAGUAAUUGGAUGUUUUAUGAAUUUCCAUAAUAUAAAAUGACAGAAAACUAUCCCGUUAACCCAUGAUUGACAGAUGUUAUGAAAUGA
This is a messenger RNA of Mercenaria mercenaria, 2608 nucleotides long. RefSeq lists its product as uncharacterized. NCBI's taxonomy places the organism in Eukaryota, Metazoa, Mollusca, Bivalvia, Venerida, Veneridae. The record is from RefSeq and is a predicted model, not a curated record. The coding region runs from base 52 to 1374 and encodes 440 amino acids. The transcript is spliced from 7 exons. Gene Ontology annotation, biological process: signal transduction.